AUGAUGAACAGGGCUAUCUCUUUGUUCAACAAUGGUGAUAAUGAACACCCUAAGAGGUGCUACUGUGGAUUCACAGUAUCCAUUCAAAAGACAUGGACAAAAGAAAAUCCUGGAAGGAGGUUCAUUGCUUGUCCAGAUUAUGAUGUUGAAACAAACAGAAGGGGUUGCAUCUUUUUUAGAUGGAUUGAUGAACAAGAACCAACAACUUGGCAAACAAUUGUCAUACUAGGGUUAAUGCAAGAUAAACAAAGCCUUGCUGCUGAAGUUGAUAGUUUUAGGACAAAACUUAGUGAAGCUAACAAUUAUGCAAGGAAGAGGGAGGCAGACUAUGUGAUGAGCAAGAUGAGAAGACCUAUUAGUGUGAAAUGUGAAGUGUGGGUUGUAAUCCUAGUGGUUCUGUUUUUUUUUUAUCUGGUUUAUUUUAAGUUAAGUGGGUUAAGUGGGUAG
Messenger RNA from Spinacia oleracea (spinach), 447 nucleotides. RefSeq lists its product as uncharacterized. The transcript has a single exon. Gene Ontology annotation, molecular function: zinc ion binding. The coding region runs from base 1 to 447 and encodes 148 amino acids. NCBI's taxonomy places the organism in Eukaryota, Viridiplantae, Streptophyta, Magnoliopsida, Caryophyllales, Amaranthaceae. The record is from RefSeq and is a predicted model, not a curated record.